This is a messenger RNA of Zootoca vivipara (common lizard), 15187 nucleotides long. It is a transcript of the gene GAN, whose product is annotated as gigaxonin. Gene Ontology annotation, molecular function: protein binding. The record is from RefSeq and is a predicted model, not a curated record. NCBI's taxonomy places the organism in Eukaryota, Metazoa, Chordata, Lepidosauria, Squamata, Lacertidae. Gene Ontology annotation, biological process: cytoskeleton organization.
CGAGGAUAUGAUGUCAAGGCCAGAGCCGGGGCUGGGAUGUAUGGUGGGGCACCGGCUCGGAUGCGAGGAGCCGGAGAGCGGCUGAGGCGAGAGAGAGGACGCGAGGCGCCGGAGGCAGCUCCGGCCUGCUGGGCGCGGGAGGAAGAGGAGCGGGAGAAAGGCCGCCUUGGCCUGGCGGAGUCAGGCCCCUGAGGAGAAAAGGAAAAGGCGCGAAGGGAGAAGAGGAGGAGGAGGAGGCGGCAUCGGCGACCACCACCCCUUAACUCCUGCUGCUAAGAAUUGGGCUCCGUCCGGUUGGGGACGCCGCGAUGUCGAGCAGCGCCGUGUCGGACCCCCAGCACCCGGCCCGGCUCCUGAGGGCGCUGAGCUCCUUCCGCGAGGAGGGCCGCUUCUGCGACGCCCAUCUGGUGCUGGAGGGCGAGGAGAUCCCCGUGCAGACCAACAUCCUGGCGGCCGCCAGCCCUUACAUCAGAACAAAGCUGAACUAUAAUCCUCCAAAGGAUGAUGGCUCCACAUAUAAAAUUGAACUUGAAGGGAUAUCUGUUGAUAUUAUGAAAGAGAUUUUGGACUACAUCUUCAGUGGUCAGAUCAAACUAAGUGAAGACACCAUCCAGGACGUUGUGCAGGCUGCUGAUUUAUUGCUUCUCACAGACCUGAAAACUCUGUGCUGUGAGUUUCUGGAAGGUUGCAUUGCUGCUGAGAACUGUAUUGGAAUCCGGGACUUUGCACUACACUAUUGUCUGCGUCAUGUUCAUUAUCUUGCCUCCGAAUAUCUGGAAACACACUUCCGGGAUGUUAGCAGUACGGAGGAGUUUCUGGAACUGAGUCCUCAGAGAGCAAAAGAAGUACUGUCCUUGGAGAAGCUGAAUGUUGGGAAUGAAAGACAUGUUUUUGAAGCAGUUAUUAGAUGGAUCUCCCAUGACCCUGAGUUAAGAAAGGUUCACAUGAAGGAUGUAAUGUCAGCUGUGUGGGUAUCUGGGCUAGAUGCUACCUACUUGCGUGAGCAAAUGAUGAAUGACCCACUGGUACGGGAGAUUGUCAAAGAAUGUAGCAACAUUCCACUCACUCCGCCACAGCAGGGGGAGGCAAUGCUAGCUUCUUUUAAACCCAGAGGAUACUCGGAGUGCAUUGUCACUGUUGGUGGUGAAGAAAGAGUAUCCCGGAAACCAUCAGCAGUAAUGAGGUGUAUGUGCCCUCUUUAUGACCCUAACAGACAGCUAUGGAUAGAACUGGCUCCUUUAAGUACACCUAGGAUAAAUCAUGGUGUGCUUUCAGCAGAAGGGUUCCUGUUUGUACUUGGAGGGCAAGAUGAAGAUAAAGCCACUUUAAACUCUGGAGAAAAGUAUGAUCCAGAUACCAAUUCAUGGAGUUCUUUACCACCAAUGAAUGAGGCACGGCACAACUUUGGCUUGGUAGAGAUUGAUGGAGUGUUAUAUGUUCUGGGAGGCGAGGAUGGAGAACGGGAACUCAUCUCUAUGGAGUGCUAUGACAUUUAUAAUAGGACUUGGACGAAGCAACCAGACCUGACAAUGAUUAGGAAGAUUGGUUGCUAUGCGGCUAUGAAAAAGAAGAUCUAUGCAAUGGGCGGGGGUUCGUAUGGCAAGCUUUUUGAGUCUGUUGAAUGUUACGACCCAAGGAUCCAGCAGUGGACAGCUAUCUGUCCGCUAAAAGAGAGGAGGUUUGGGGCUGUGGCCUGUGGAGUUGCUUCAGAACUUUAUGUCUUUGGUGGAGUGAGAAGUCGUGAUGACAAUCAAUCCAGUGAGAUGGUGACGUGUAAAUCAGAAUUCUAUCACGAUGAAUUUAAAAGGUGGAUCUACUUGAAUGAUCAGAACUUAUGCAUCCCAGCCAGUUCUUCAUUUGUGUAUGGAGCUGUGCCCAUUGGGGCUAGUAUCUAUGUGAUUGGGGAUCUUGAUACAGGUACCAAUUAUGAUUAUGUUCGAGAAUUUAAAAGAAGCACCGGAACUUGGCACCAUACUAAGCCGCUCUUUCCAUCGGAUCUUCGCCGUACUGGAUGUGCAGCUUUGCGUAUAGCAAACUGCAAGCUUUUCCGGCUCCAGCUCCAGCAAGGAUUGUUCCGCAUCCGUGUUCCUUCUCCUUGAGAGAACUUCAGAAAACAGAGGAGAUGGGAAGAAUUUGAGAGGCACUCCACCAUUACAAUGUAGCUUUAUAUAAAGGAGAAACAAACAUCUUGCGGCAGAAACUUAAACUGUAUGCUCGGCUUUGGUAUGGUAUCUGUCCUGUUUUUCUUAACUGCUUAAAUGCUUAAGCCUCAGCAUUUGCUUUGGGGCAAGUCAUUGUACAUUGAGAAACAUGGUUGAGGAGGUAUCUUAAGUUCAGUUUUUCUAAAGAUACUAAAACAUGCUAUUGAAGCAGUUCCUUUGCUUCAAAUCAGGAGGAGUGGAUUUUUUAAAAAAUGAAACCUAUUGAAAUUGGGACAGUGGGGGAAUCAGUAAGGGACAUUUUCAUCAAGGAGAAUUGUUAUGAAUAACUAUGGUGUGUUGACAUUAGAUGACAUUGAUAACACAGGAAAUCCUGUAUGAAAACCGAUCUCACUAGUAUGCCAAAAGAGACUGUUAACUCUACUGUGGAGAAAGAUGGGCAGUUGCACCUUUUACUUCAAGGCCUUCCUGACAAUUUAAGGCCUGUGCCUGAAAGGAUAGAAUUGUACAUAUGUCACUUUUCAGUGUGUUUUCACUCCUAAUAAUCUUUUUAAAAACAUGUUUAAAAUGGACUAAACUGAGCUAAAGAUUUCGGUACAGUAGAGAACUGAGAGAUACAGAUUUUUUUUGUAAACCUUGUGUAUGUCAAAUGAUCUAAGAUGAUGUGUCAUAUGUGGACCAGCACAAAGCCACAUGCUGCAGUAACCGCUCACUUGAAAAACAGUGAGUGAGGUUGGGUGGGUGGGUGGGUAGGUGAAGGCUGGGCUUUCCAGAAUUGCCAUGCUAUUACUAUCAGCCAGUUUACGCAGCACACAAAUCUGAUUCUGAUUCUUUUUUUCUUUUUUUUAAGAGAAAUACAAUAAGGAGUAUUUUUCCAAACAACUUGAAAGUUGCUGCAGGUUUACAGGGCUGAAAACUUUAAUACCUAUACUAGUGCAAAAAGUGAGGAAUGUAAAAGACUGAUUUUUAACUUGUGGGGAGGGUGGAACUAUUAAGCAGUAAUACAUUUCAGACUUGCUCUGGAGAAUUAUAUUGGGAUCAAAAGCUGGUGUACAAAUGACCUAUUUCUAAGAUAUAGUUUUACUGAGUACUGUUGAACUUUAGAGUGCAGUUAUAGUGAAGAUUUUUUUUCUGGGUUUUUUUUGUAACUUUUUGCUCACAAAUAAUAAUAUUUAAUUGAUAGCAAUUUUUUGCUGGUAGAACACUGUUUACCUCACUACUUAAACUUUAUUUUGUUACUUUGUUAGUGAAACACAAUAAUUUAAAAAAACACGAAAUGGAAAAGGGCACAGUCUUGCACUACAACCUUUGCAAACUAUAUCCUUAUAAGAUUUAGUGCUUUCCACUUUGGAAAAUUGUAGGACCUCAGUUGUGCCUGUUGCACUGCAGUGUUGCAGGGCCAGAUGUUGCUCUUGUUUACGCUACCAUGAACCCAGAGGGGUGCCUGUUGUUCUGGUAACAUUGAAAGAGAAGUGACAACUAGUACCACACAACAAUGCUGUAUUAAUUCUGUUGGAAGAGACACUCCAGAAUCUAGGAAGUUUUGACAAGAUUAAGCACAUCUUAAGCCGCAACCCCAGAGUCGGUCACGGUCAGGGGUCCCUUUACCUUUACCCUUUAAGCCUCAUUUAGUUCAAGAGAAGAGAUUUACCACACAAUUUUGUGCAUGUCUAUUGUGAAAUAAGUCCCAUUAAGUUCAGUAGGUCUUGCUCUUCAGUAACUGUGUUAAAAAUUGCAGCCCUAAGCACAUGCGCAAUAUGUCCACUGCAUGUUAGCUUGAUCAUGGCAUUCGUUUUUAAUAAGAUAGGUCAAUCAUGUCACACUUACACAUAGAGUGUAUUCUAUGCAUUUGUGCCAUUGGGGAUACAAUUCAGAAAUUGAAGUAUCAGAAUUCUGACUCUGCUCAGAGGUUACAAUCGAGAAUAACAUUUGGCUUGACUCACGCAAGCAAUGGAACCACAACUCUGCCCCAGUGGGAGCUGAGAGAUGCUUCUAAGUGCAUUCAUAUAAUACUAUAGCAGGGGUCAGCAAACUUUUUCAGCAGGGGGCUGUCCUUCAGACCUCGCGGGGGGCCAGACUAUAUUUUGGAAAAAAAUAUGAACAAAUUCCUAUGCCCCACAAAUAACCCAGAGAUGUAUUUUAAAUAAAAGGACACAUUCUGCUCAUGUAAAAACACCAGGCAGGCCCCACAAAUAACCCAGAGAUGCAUUUUAAAUAAAAGGACACAUUCUACUCAUGUAAAAACAUGCUGAUUCCUAGACCAUCCGGGGGCCAGAUUUAGAAGACGAUUGGACCGCAUCCGGCCCCCGGGCCUUAGUUUGGGAACCCCUGUACUAUAAACUAUUUUCUCGUCAACUUAAGAAGUUUAGCAGAGAAUCCAAAGGCUGCCAUUCUUGAGUAAUCCACCCUCUUUUACAGUCUCCCAAUUUCCCCCCUCAUCAGCAAGUGGCCAACUUCUUCUGUAGCAGCUACUUAUACCUUACAGGCCGCUAUUCCCCACCCUGUUAUGCUUUGUGCUUUUGUGUUGAGGGCUUCUUCAAACAUUUUCAGGCAGAACAAAGGACUAGUGAUGGAUAAUCUUGAGUUGCUUAUGAUCCUAUUGGAGUGGCAGCAUAGGGAACUUAGCAGACAGUUUCCAACUUACCUGUGUGUUGUCCUCCCUUUGGAGUUAACUGAGAUGCACUCCAGUCUAAACAUCUGGACCAAAGAAGACCAGUUUAUGUACAAGUAAGAGGGAGACAACUGACAAAGGCAGAGAUGUGUGUAUUGUUUGCUUAGCUCGUGAGAAGCUGGUUCAUUAGAGGUGAUUAAGGGUACUUCCCGUUUUCGUUCAUGCUCUUUUGGGUGGAGUUUUUGGUGUGUUUGCAGCUCUGCCCUCUUAAAUUUGCUUUCUGCAUGUCUGUCCCUUUGGAAGUUAAAAACUGGGAAGAGUGCAGGAGUGGCCAAACCACCCCAAGAAGUCUCCUUUCCAUGGCCCAAGGCUGCCAGUUUCCCCAAGCAGCAGGGAACAUCCUAAUUCAGCCUUCCAGUGCCAUCCUUGGAACUGUUUUGACCUACACUCCCAUCAUCCUUGACUAGCUGCCACAGGCUGAUGGGAGUUGGAAGUUUAAAAAUCUGGAGGGCAUCAGGUUGGAGAGAGGGGUUGCUAAUUGUUUGGAGAGGCUGUCCUUGCCCUGUCCAUGUGUACCCUAGUGAAAUGCUAUUGCACCUUACUAAGGAACAAAAUUCCAUACGGUGAAUCUAAUGAUGUUGUGAGGAGGAAUCUCAUUUUGAUUUCGCUAACAUUUCAGAGUGUUGGUUUUCUUUUUAAAAUAAAUGCAAGGUUCUUGUUGAAAGAGAAACAGAAAACAUAAUUUAUACCUAAGGAAGAUAUCUUAGUCUUCUUGCUUUUGAGCUGCUGCACAGGAAAUAUUUAGGGUGAGAUGCUGCUACUGCUAUGUAUUGCAUUGUUAAAGCACACUUACCGUAACUGCAGACUGCAAUCACUCAAACCAGUGUUGACAAAAAGCUGUUGUUGGGUGCAUGUAGUUGAACAAAGAGGCAGCGUCUGAUUGGGAAAUGACUAGUAAUGAGUUGCAUACACGGGUACCAUUGACAGUCACUGCAGAGCAAUUAAGUCAGUUCAAUUUUAGGUACCUAAUAUUUGGUUUUGAGCUUUUCUAGAGGAACUUCCAGCUGAUGAGUUAGUAUAGUACGACUAACUGGUCUCAUUUGCCAGCCUUGGGAUCCUACAGUUAGCUACACAAGGAAAAGCUUCUCUGUCUACCAUCAUGGCCAUGUCAAUAUGUAGAAACAUUUUGCCACCUUGGAUCUUGGAGCCAAACUAGAUGUUGUGACAGCAGACCUGUGUUUUGGAAUUGGAUUGCUGCCUCAUAAAGUGGUAUUGUAGCAGUGACUUAAAGCUGGUGGGAGUGAGGGCAGAAAGUAACCUGCCCCCACCUUUUCUCCCCCCAUCAUCUCUCUCUGUGUGUUUUUCUCCUAGGGAGAAGCAAUUUCAAGGAGAAAGGCAUUGGAAAAGGGGUUGGUUUUCUACUUGUGGUACUAGUUUUGGUCCCUUAAAGACUAGGGUGCAGGUUCUGUUUAUUCCACUGGACCCUGCACAGAAUAAUAUCCAAUCCUUGGUUUUGAGUUUAGCAUAUGUUGCCUGCACUAACAAUGAUGGCUUGAUCUGUGCUUUGGUUGCAUAGCAACUAUUUAUGCUUCAUUUUGAUUGUGAAGUAAGCCUUAGUUAGCAUCGUACAAUAGGUGUGCUUCUGGAUGUAAAUCAAAACUACUUGUUUAUCUUAUGCAAACUGCUUUAUGUUCAGUUUGGAAAGAGCAAUCAAAGCCUGUUAAAAAUCUGAUUGGAAUCACCUCUGAAUCCUGAUUUAAAAUACAGUUAUAAUCAAUUUUAUCUUCACAAUUUUAAAAGUUAAGCGUGGAGAGAAUAUGAGCCGCAAUCUGCAAAGAAUGGGAUGUAUGUCAGAAUCCUUAAAGAGACAGCCAGUGGUACAAACAUUUAUUUAUUUGUUUGUUACAGCUUCUCUCCUUGAUACAUUUGUCAAUAUAAAGCUUCUGAAAGCAUUAGUUGCACAUAAUGCAGUAUGCAAUAACGAAAAUAAGUGCCAAGAGCCCUCUUUCUAUGCAGGUAUUGUGGAUCUCAUCCAUUAGAGUGCAGGGAUGUUUAAGACAAAAAGAAUGGUGGAAUUCUUUAGUGAAGAAACUUUGCACAUCUUAGAACUGUUCAAAUCAAAGUUCAGCAGGGUCUUAUUAUUUUGUCUUAAUUUAUACUCCAAAACUGCCUCAGAAAACAUCGCUGCCUAUGGGCACUCUACUGCCCCAUUGGUAUUCUAGUGCCAUGCAUUUAAAUAGUAAAUGGCAGCUGACCAUUUUUAUUUUUAACUUCGUAUAAAUAUUUAAAAGUGUGAACAUGAUCCAUUCCCUGUGGGUGUAUCUGGACUCAUGGGAAGGCUUCAUCAUAGGGCUCAGUGCAGCCUGCUUCUCUCCAUCUCCUUUCCAUGUGCUCUGCGGCAUGCCAGCAAUUGCUCUUAAUGAGAGCCUGUUACUCGCAAUGAGUAUUUCAUUGGCCAGGGCCCUUGGAAGAAGAGAGGUGUGGCUGGAUGUGUAUGUGAGAGCUGCAUACAGGACUCUCGUUGCAAGUUAUGGCUGAGAGCAGCAGUCCACAUACGCCAAGGAAGAGCGAAAAAGAAGAGAGUCCUUUCUUGAUCCCCAUGUCAGUCCCCUCCUGAAUCUGCAGCUCUUUCCACUGGGCAACAGAUCAUGUCCAGUGCAAUUUAUUUUAACUGAUUUUGCUUACAGAAGGAAAGUUGCGCAUCUCAGGUUCUGUAACCCUAAAUGUGAGUUACCAUAAAGGGGCACGAAGAACGGAUCAACUAUAAGAUUCAUGGACCUCAUAAUGAGUAUGCAUCAUUGUGCUUCUCCCCUAGCCUGAUUGUCAGACGUUGAAAAUGCUUCCAGAGAGUUCUGGCAUAUUUGGAGAUGGGGUCGUGUCUUGAUUUUAUUUAUUUAUUUUAUUUAUUUAUUGGCCUUGGUUUUCCACUGCAAUAUCAGUAUGAGCAGAAAUGAGGAACUGAAAAGAACUGCAAUUUGUUCUUAAUCCUAAAUUAGCCUGUUAUUAACUUGUUAACAUUAUGAAAUUGUCAACAUUUAAAAUAGUUUUGAGGUAUUUUUCUUCUAAAGAAGGCUCAAUAGUAAACAGGAAGGUAGGUUUUUUAACUGUUACUUAACUUAUUUUAUCAAGUGGUCUAUAUCCAACUUAUCUGGUAUAAAAGUACCAGAUGGAUCUGUUGUCUGGUUGCUUAAAUUACAAAUGUUUUACUUGAUGUGGGUGCAAUCCAGAGUCAUUAAAGUCGGUCUUCCGUUUGACCAUCAACUUGAUAUGCAUAGGAUUUUAAUGUUGUGGUCUUUCCCUUUUUAUUGUAAAAUCAUACUGACUGAUUUUAAAGUCUUGGUUGGUUUUGAAAGUUUGUUAACUAGGAAUGAAAGUUUAGCUGUCCCUUCAGAUUCCAUACCUAAUGCACACUAGAUUCUCCAAAUAAAACAUUCCUUAUCCUCUUUGCUAGAAUUCACCAUUUUAAUACUGCUUUGGCUAAUGUAACCAUUUAGUGUGUUUGAAUCACCUGGGACAAGCUUGGCAAUGCCAGUUAUCAUUGGCAUUUAACACUGCAGUCCCAUAAGCCCUUACCAGGGAGUAAGCCUCCUUGAACACAGUGGGCCUUACACCUGAGUUGACAUGCAUAGAAUUGCACUGUAAGUAUUCUUGCUGGAUAGUUAAUGUGUUAAUUGGGUAUUUCUCUAUAGGCGGCCUGUGGGUUCCCUUUAAUACUCUUAGUAACACAAAAAGGAACAGCUACUUAGCUUAACAGGAAGAAGAUUGAGGAGUGGCAUUUUUUCUUCUUUCUUUAGAAGCUAGCAGAAGGCCCGUCAUUAUAGUGGUGGUGGUGUGUGUGUGAAAGUAGGCUUUGCAUAUUCCAAAGGGUGCAGAACCACAUAGAUGUUGAAUCCUGCCAGGAAUACAGUGUGCAGGACACCCAGAAGAGAGGUCUUGGUGUUACUGUGCCAUUAUCCUCUUCUACUUCUCUGCUCCAGCUGCCAUCCAGACCUUCUUCUCUGAGUCUCCAUCACUUACCAACCCCUCUGCAAAAAGGGGAGAGAGCAAGACCCCUUCCGUUUCCAUUAACCCAGUUGUGUUAUAUCUAGUUUGUUAAUCAACUGAGACUGAAAAGUGGUUGGGUAUAAAUAUAACUCGGUAAGCUGAAAAGCUAUAGUUAGCUGUACAGUGUAAAAAUGAAAUUCAGCAUUCUGCUCCAUAUCAUGUUUUGACUUCAACUGCACUGAAGUAAAAAUUACUAGUGUUAUGUCAUAGCUUUAAUUUUUACUAUUAACUAUAGCAAAAUAAAACAACCAACAGGCUAAAGCAGGAAUUUCCAGCCUUUGCUUCUCAGGAAAAGCAGAACGAUUGCUUAACAUGUGUGCAAAGAUAACCUUUGCUUACCCUGUGUGGUACAGUCAGUUGUGUUUUUGUUCUGCUUGAUACCAAGAGCCUUGUUCUAUUCUUUAAAGGUGCUAUUUUGACAUAACUAUUGAAUUCUUUAACACUGUGCUUGAAAAAAAUUGAAUUGAUCCUUUACUUGAAUGUUAGCUAUCAGUUGAUGGUGAGCGGUUGCUCCUUUGUUCUUUCUUAGUUGAGGUCAGGGAAAUUGUCCAUAUUUAAUGUACAACUUUUCUCUGUGAACAGCCUCUAUACUGUCCAUACUUACACUCUUCAUGGAAUAAAAUAGCUGCCCUUUACUGAACAAUAGGCUUUUAUCUAAGUAUUGCUGUAAAAUGUUGAAGUGUUCAAUUUACAUGAGGAAUCUUUCCUCAUGUAUUUCAUUCCUGUGAAAUAGUUUUCUUGAGAUGCAUCCAGUUCCCAGGAGGUGUCAGAUAAGUAUGAAACAUUUACCUGAUGGAUUCUUAAAAAAAAAAAAAAGUUACUGGUACUUUGAAUGCACAGUACCUUCCUCUUGUAGGCUUUUGAGAAGUCCUAUACCAUUUCACCAAAUUAAUGAUGGAAAGUUAAGCUGCCCAUCCCCAAAUACAGUGAAGGUAGGAUAUUAAUGCGUGGAAAAUUGAAAGUUCGUCAAGUUUUCUGAAGUUAUUCAAUGGGGGAAGGAACGUGUCCAGAGCAGUUUUAGGCAGGUUGAUUUUUGGUGGCAAAAUUAUUCCCCACCCACUUCCCCCUGUUUGCAUAAUGGUCCCACUCUGGAUUGAAGCCUACCUGUAGCUGCUCUUCUUAAAAAGGAGAAAGGGCAGGCCAACAGUGACUUGUCUCUUUUGGAGGAAGUUGAGUGGAAGUUGUGCCUGUUAUGCCUAGUUGAGGAAGAGGGAGGCUUUUGUAGAGGUAAGAUAAAAGCAGGCAGCAGUACUUUAGGUUCCCUUCCCAAUUUUGGUGACAGUGGAGAAACAUGAAUUUAAUCUUCCAUGCCAUUUAUGAUCUCCCCGGGUAGGCUCGGUGUGGGGAAAACCUUUCAGUCAUUCGUUAUUAUUAUUAUUUUAACCAGAUGUUAUAACCAUCGGGGUGAAAAACACAAUACAGUUAAAUUGAUUCCUUCUUUGUCCUCAGGUUGUCCUUGCAAUUUCACUGCAUCAAGGCAAGGCUGCUAUUUUAGUAACUUUCUUAUCAUUGCCUGAUAAGGGAGAGAAAGAACUAGAACUUAACAUGGAUCAAUAAUUUGUUCAUGUGUUCUGAACCCUCUUAGUGGGACCUCUCAUUUAUUGACACCUCUCUGACUAGGUUUUUGUUUUUUGUUUUUACACCGGGAUUUGAAACUUUGUUUUUAUCAAUAACAAUUAUAGUUUGUCUUCUUCAAGCACAGAUACAUUCCUGGUUGGCACAGGAAACCCCACCAGUUGGAGGCUGGUUCAUACUUUGGCAGGAUGUUUCCCAUCAGAUCUGUAUUUCAUCAGUGUAGGUUUGGUUUGCUCUGUGCUGUAAGGCUGCCUGCUAUUCUGAGCUACACAUUUGCAUCCAUCCAACCACUGGAUACAAAAAUGAAAUAUCCUGAAUACUAGAAAAGUCUGAGGACAUCAUAGCAAAAAGACAGAUUGUGUGGUUUAAUUUUUUUAAUAAAGAAUAUGGGCCCAAUUUAAUGAUAAAUAAACAUGCAUGUAACAAACCUCCAAUAGAUCUCCACCCCACCCAUUUUCAGAGAAAAACGGUUUAGUAGGCCUCUGCCAGGCAGCUGUGUAUUUGGGGGGGGGGUUAUUGGGUGUCUGUUGCAUGUGUUUUAAAUGCAGCAUCUAAUUCAACCCUCUCUUUUCCAGUUGGAACUUAAGAUGUUUAUUCAACUUUAGAAAGACCUACGUAUGUUAUCUUUAUAAGCUAAUGCCAGCUUAUAGCAAAUUCAGGUAAAUCUCUUUUUUCCUAUACAGAUCCAUAGUGUAUCUGUAUGCAUUUCUGUGAAGAACUGUAUGCAUUUCUGUGAAGAGGAAGUUAGUAAACCAUAACCACCUCUCCACCUUCUUGUUCAGCUCAGCUAUGCAACUUUUGUUUGUAUGCUCUUCUGAAAGGGCUACGCAGACAAAAGAGAGCAACAACCUCUAACUUCUCUCUAAAUACCUGUGCUAAGAAAUGCCUUCUGCCUCACCUCAUUUGGCUAUUUAGCAUCUCCAGUCAAAGUGAUUAGUCCAGAUUUGGAAGGGAGUUGGUUUCUUGUUUCAGCUGAAAUGCAUUCAGAAAUGCAGAGGGGCAGGCAGGCAGACUGGCUAGUGGUUUUUUGUGUUCCAUUUACCUCUGAGCAAGUAUUUCAUGAGCAAGUAUUUCACGUCAUUUGUGGUGUUUGAGCUGCUUCACUGUUUCACUUAGCACAAAUGAAAUUAAUUGUUUUUUUGUUGUCUCUUGUUAAUCUAAAAAUUGCGUUCCAGAGAAAGUUGUAUGCAUAUAAGCUUUGUUGAAAUAAAUGGGAGAGCACUGUUUUUAACCCUGUAUUUAUAGCAUCAUUUGUUUCAACAGGACUUCAGUGCAGCUAAUUUUCUGUGGAUUGUGCUCACAGCUUUCUUUCAAUGAUCUCAAAGAGAACUUAGAUUUAAAUACCAUGUUUCUUUUCUUAAUUGAAAAAUGCAUUAGAUACUAGGAUUUUAAAUGUAGUUUGACUCUGUAUAGCCAAGCCAAAAGGUAAUUAUACAUUUCUUACUCUUCCGACACAUCCACAGUGUGUGUUAACAGAAAUGCAGGUUAUUUAAGGAAACAUGCAAUUUUUGUACUUUGUCAAAGUGGCCUUUUUAGAGGAAGCACACAGUACAUUGAUUAACGUUGUGUAGCUGUAUAAUUGCAGAGGAACUUUUUUCGUAUUGUAUUGACAGAAUUUGUAUACAUUUUUCAAAAUAAUAUGCUCUUUUGUUUAGAAGUGUGUAGACAUAAUGGGCAAAAUCCAAAAUAGUCCAUUCCACAAUUCCCAUCAUUAUAUAUUUUGCUUGGCUCUGUAUAUGUUAUGGGCACCCCACAGCCUACAGUGGCAUGUGUAUCCUCUACAGACUAUUCCCUAGUAGUGAAGGGAAUGGACCAGCUCCUUCCUCCCAUGCAAUAUGAGACUUGCAAAGUAUCAGGGCUGUUAGAUGUCUAUGAGAAGGCUGUUAACUCCAUCCACUUAGUUUGUAUAUUUACAAUAUUAAGGUAGUGAAUCGUAGACAUGAAGUGCAGCUUUAAGACCCUAGAUGUACAGAACUAUCUCAUAAAUGUAUGAUGUCUUCCAUUGGGGGAAGAAGAGAGAAGCUUCAGAGUUGUCAGACGCAAGCAAUUUGCAAAAAUAAGACGUUAUCACUACACAUAACCAGCCUGGGGGAUGCAGACCACUCCCAGCUUUUGAGACCCCUGGCCAUAAAAAUAAAAUAAAAUUGAUAAUACGCAAAAACAGAAUAAGGCACCAGAAAUAGGAAUUGAGUAUAAUUGGGGGGGGGAUGUAUUUAACAAAUGUUUUUCUAUCCUUUUUAAAAUUCAUGAUACUUGGUUCUUGAUGUUUAUGGCUGACCUGCUGCAUUUCCAAAAACUUUAUUUUUCUUGCUAUAGCUGCUGCUUGUACUUGCCAUCUUGACAGUUAACAUGAAAAAUCCAGAAAUUUUAAUGGUAUGAGAAUUGGAAUCACACAAAAUUAUCUAUGCAUAUAUUCUGUUGGUUAGUGCUCAGUUUGCUUUCGUCUAUGGAUUCUACUAGAUAGCAUUAGGGGAAAUGUUGGCAAACUGAAUAAUUGGAAGAGUCAUACAAGAAUAGGUUUCUGGGUUAGAUUUUUAAAUGGGAUGUAAAUGUCCCUUAAGUUAUUUAUGCAGUUCCACUGGAGUGUUUGCAAUGCUAAGUAAGGCCUUUAGAUUGCGGAAAAUAAUAGCAGUAAUAAUAUUAAUAUCCUUGAUGUUGUCGAUGCUAAUUCACAAUUCUCUGCAAACCAUAAGGGAAGUCAGUGUUUACUAGUGGACCUCCAAGAUCAUUGUUUUGUCUGCUCGGUCAACUGGGUUUGUUCAGAUAUCAUAUGUCUCCACAAGACACUCCGAGGAACCCUCUCCUGUGCUGAAUAGAUGGCAAAGAAGAUCCAAACCAAUAUGUGCAGAUAUGGCUAGAAACUACAUUGAAAGCUGUUGGGUGGAGUUAAUCCUGAGCUAGCAGGCCCAGUGCUCCAGACUUGGACCACUAGCAACUUUCCCAUCACCUCGGGGUCAGUUUUUUUUUCCCCCUAGCCUCACUAGCCAACAUUCCACCAUACCACAUCUGCAUCUACAUAGUACAAAGCCAGGCAGAAGAAGUUGCUUUAAAAAUUUUUUUUUUAAAAAAAGUUAGUGGAAUGCUGCUGGCUGUGAUUUUAAGCUUCCAGCAGGUUCUUGGUAAACUCAUAUGGCAUCUGAACAAAUCCAUCGUUAAGUAUGCAUGGCUUGUUUUUUCGUGAUUUUGUUGUGUAAGGGAUCCCACAUCUCUUGCUAGUUGAGGAGGGGGGUUAUUUUUUUAAAAAAACAAAAUGUAAGAACAGCUGAAGUUGGGCUAAUUUGAAUGUUAAGCAUGCUAACUUGUACGGUUAUGUUUGAAGAAGAAGAAAAACGUGCAAUUCUGAAGGCACUUUGUGAUCAGUUUAUGAAAAAUGGGCUUUGCAAUGGAACAUAUGAUAUUAAUGCGUAAUUAAUUAAUAAGUAGUGUUGUCUUUGCUACCGUAUCUGUAUAUCCUUCUCAAGUGUUUUGUCAAUGCCUCUUUUUUUAAAAUGUUGUGCUUCUAAGAAAUCGUGUUCAACUUUGUUAAUUAGCUGAGAAAAAACAGUGGCUGUGAUUCAAUGUGAUGCGCACACGUAACACUUAAGUACAGGGGUUUCUCCCAUUCUUUGACCAGUGGAAUUCUCUGCUCCCAGUGGGAAAUUGCCUUAUACUCGUAAUGUGUUUCUCUUCCUAGAAUAAAUAUAGAUGUAACAUUUGAACUAAGGUCACAAAAGGUCUUUCACCCAUAUCUUAAUCUUAUCUAAAGCAAAACUACAAAUAUUUCAUGAACAGCUGCAGUAUUGCUACAGUGAAUUUGUGGGGAAGAAAGGAGUGUGUUGGUGACAUCUCAAGUACUAGCCAGUUGGCACUGUUCACCUAGGACUUUUCUGUGUGCACCUGCCCUGGGACGGAAAAUUUUAUGCUUGGAUUGUUCGGAUGCUCCCAACCCUCCUCCCAUGUUAGAUCAGGCCAAAGGCCCAUCUAAUCCAGCAGCCUGUUCUCACAGUGGCCACCCAAUGGGAAAUCUGUAAGCAGGACAUGAGUGUGAUGCACUCUCCUACCUGUGUACCCCUGCAACUGGUAUUCAGAGCAAUACUGCCUCCAACAGUGGAGAUAGAAUAUAGCCAUCAGGGCUAGUAGCCAUCGAUAGCCUUAAACUGAUAAAUACACAUGCUUGUUGCUCUGCAAAGUUUAUGUCAGCCUUCAGUCAUCAAAGAGAAUCCUGUCUGUGAAUCAGAGUUUAUGGGGUGUUGGAUCAUGCUGAAUAUCUGAGCUUAUUUGCUUUAGGAUCAUUUUCACAUGUCCUUUGUCCAUCAAUCUGUUUUCAUGGAUAGCUUUGCAUGGCAGCCAUUUAAAAAUUAAAAUUCCUUAAUUCUUGUUGGUAAUACUUUUGAGGUUUACAUAUUGUAAAGAUGCAAAAAAGGGAUACAAAACAGUUCUUGGAUUAAGUAGCACUUUGUUUACAUGUUCAGUAUAAUGUUGGGCAAGUAAGGGUCUUUUAUUUUUUUUAUUUUAAUUUAAAGCACAUAAAUUGUGCUCCAGGGGCUUUGUAGCCACUGUGUGUAAAUUUGGUAUAAUGAUGUUUUAAGGACAGGUGAAAGUGUGUGAUAUUUUUUAAUGUAGUUUGUAUUGACCGGGUUUUAUAAAAUGUAAGAAAAAGAGUGUUGUAUUUUGACCUGAAAUCUGUGUACGGUAAAGUCACUUUGCUUUAUGUAUUGGAGGUUUGUUGAAAACUUGAACUAUUUUAUAGAAGGGUGCAGACCAAAAUUGAAUUGUCUUAAAGUUGAACUAACCAAAUAAACAUUUUAUGGUUUGCGUA